Gilbertella persicaria is the source of this 1568-nucleotide messenger RNA. RefSeq lists its product as uncharacterized. The coding region runs from base 152 to 1351 and encodes 399 amino acids. The transcript is spliced from 13 exons. The record is from RefSeq and is a predicted model, not a curated record. NCBI's taxonomy places the organism in Eukaryota, Fungi, Mucoromycota, Mucoromycetes, Mucorales, Choanephoraceae.
CUUUUUUUUUUAAAAAAAGAAAAGUGAUACAAGACAACUUGAGAAGAAUUUGCCCGUAUUUGGAAGUGUGUUUUUGCUAUUGUUGUUUUUUAAUGCAAGACAGACUUUAUAUUUUGUUUUGUUUUGUUUUUUUCUCUCUUUUUCAUAAGCUAUGGAAGAUUACGAAACAACCACGACUACAGAUUUACAAGGUCUAUACAAUGAUAUCGAACAUUUGAUAGAUGUUCCCUUUGACCAGUUUACAAAAGAUGUUGAACAAAAGAUUCCUGAAGAAACACCUCAAGAGAAUUAUGCUUUUGAACGCCCCAUUUUGAUUGAAAGUGAUAAUGAUGAUAUUGAAGAAGAACUAUGGACGCCAGAUCAAGCACACUAUGCUAUGUCUACAUGUUAUCGAUGCAAUAAACCCAUACCCUCACUUCAAUCGUCUAGUCUACAAUUAGUAGCUUCAGAAUUGAAUGUAGCUAACAUAUGUGCAGACUGUUUAAACAGAAAACGAACAAGAUCCAGAUCAUUUACAUUGGAUGGAAACAAUGUGUUGACUCACAGUCGAGCUUCUUCAUUUAUUGAAGAUGUUAAACAUCGAAAUUCAUUAUAUCAAGACUAUCAAGAUCAAACACCAGAUGUCAAAAAAAGACGAGCCAUAACAGUGAAGUAUUCGGUAUUCAUCAAAAACAUACAUCAACAAAACCAGGAUCCACUUAUCAAACAAUUGAUACAUUCAACCAUACAUCAAAUCCAACACAUGACUUUAGAUAAUGCCUACAUCGAAUGCAUGGAAUUACAAACAGACCUUGUGCCUUGGAUUAUUAAGCAAACACAAAAGGGCCCACCCGAUGCUUGGUUUGGUUAUGUUCCUCCUCCAAGAGAACCAAAGAAAUUCAUGGGUCUCUUUAAGCGUAAAUCAAAACAAGUGGAUGGAAACAACCUUCGAGCGCAGCAGCUUCAGUUGGGUGAUGAGCUAUUAAGUAGAACAACACCUUUGUUAAACCGUCAAUACAGCAAUAGUCAACUCUCAGUAUCUCCUGAUCCAAUUCAGCCAGUAUCCAUCUUGAAAAAGAAACUUCAAGCAGACACGUCAUCCCCAGAGAACAGUUUUGAAGACUAUGGACCAGAAGAAAUAGAAGACAUGUAUCAUGAAGCUCCUUAUAAUCAACAAAAGCCACAAGACAACGAUGCUAGCAUGUUACCACCAAGAAGAAGGCAAAGUUAUCGUUCUCUAGAACAAGACCAUCGUCCAGUAUCAAGUAGAAGAAAGAGAUAUUCUUAUGAUUACUUUGAUUUGCCAGCGCAUCCUGUUCGUCCACCUUCAAGCAGAAGGGUCUCUCCUGCUAGAACUAUCUUCCAGACUUGAUUAUUAUAGUCAGCAGCCAAACAAAACCCUUACAUGAUGAGGAAUGGGAACCACAUUGGAUGAUUAUGCGACUUGUUUCCUCGAAUGGACCGUCAUUAUAUCAAUGAAUUCCUAUGUCUGCUCAAGGCGAUUUUUUAUUGCCAAAGUAUGAUUAUGGAAAUAUUAUGAAGAUGCCUUAAAGAAAGAAUGAUGUAACAUGAGAAAAAUAAAAUUUAUC